GCGGACAGAAGGGUUCGGUGACCAGUGACACUCUUUCAAUUUCCUCCACUCCCAGAACUCAGGUGAGGCAGGGACCGCCGCCCACCCUUCCGCCCCUCCCUCCUCUACCUCCACCUGCGCACACACGCACGCACACACCUGAAAUAAGAGAGAAAAGCAGAUAUUCAACAAGAAAGGGAAAAGAAGAGAGAGAGAGAGAGAGAGAGAGAGCAAGAGGCACACAGACAGACAGGCAGUGAGAGAGAGAGAGCGAGAGACAGACAGACAGACAGAGAGAGAGAGAGAGAGAGAGCAAAAUGGAGGGUGAUCUGUGCCCCCUUUCUCUGUCACAGCCAGCAGCCACAGACCUGCCUGAUAUUGCUCAGUUUUUAUCUAUUUAUAUGUCUGAGGAAGAGACACUAGCUCUGCAGGAGGGACGAGUGAGCAGUGUGAUGAGCCACAGUGUAUUCACAGCCACAGAGCAGCCCACACAGCACACAGAAUUGACACCACAGCCAGCACUACCACCACCGCCACCGCCGCCACCACAACAGCAACAGCAACAACAACAACAACAACAACAACAACAACGGGAUCAUGAUUUCAGUGUCAUGUCUCUGGUCUCUCACAGCCCCAAUGCAGAGCACACUGCUUGGCGCCACCUGCGGCCCACUGCACCGCGUUCACCCAGUGACUCGGCCCCGCGUGUGCACUGUUUAUCGCCUGACUCCUUCACCGUGCCUAAAGUUGUAGAAGAGAGGAAGCAUGUUGUGCUUACACUGAAGCAGCCAAUCAGAUCAGCUGGUCUUUGAUGUGGUAAGAUGUGUGAGUGUAGGGAUUGUGGACACAAUUUCACUUCUAUUCAAGUAUCCGGCAUGUCGGCGGUCCCGUUGAUGCCGGAUAAGAGGGAUUUUACCGCAUAAUGCUUUAACCUAGCAGUCGUCCAUUUAGGGUUUUUUUUGUGUGAUCUUAUUGUCCUAUACGGGAUAUUUGCUGACUGGCCCGUGUGAAAUUUAUCUACGAAAUAUUUAUACAAUUCAUCUACAUUUACCUCACCCAAUCCCCUCAUCUUGGCCCCUACCAUCCUCUCCACUCCCUCGUUUACUCGCCUCGACCUCACCUCUCUCAUUUCAGCAUGACCUGACAUUCCAACACACUCACACCUGUCUGCCCCUUCCUCUCUCCUCCGCCCCUUAUGGACACAUCUUGCCUCCUGUUGUCCUGCACCCUCGCGCCUCACCUCGCGUCUCACCCUGCCUUAUCUCUCUGAACUCCGUCCCUGACCUGACCUGACCCUGCAUCCCUUGCCAGUCCAGUCCUUGGAGGUACCUUUUUAAUUCCUCAAAGUGUGUUUUCCUAAAGUCAGGUAUUUUACUAGUCUUUUUGCUUCUAACAGUUUAUUAUUCCCAUUCUAAAUUGUACCUAAUUUCCCUAUGGUCACUGUUACCUCCAACUGCUGCCCUCCAACCUCUACCUGCGUGACUCUAGUAGUAGUAGUGGUGGUGAUGGUGGUGGUAGUAGCAGUAGUAGUAGUAUUAGUGGUGGUGAGAGAGAGAGAGAGAGAGGGAGAGAGAGAGAGAGAGAGAAAGAGAGAGAGAGAGAGAGAGAGAGAGAUUGGUUUUCAGAGUGGUGGGUAAGUGUAUUGGGCUAGAAUGCGUCUGAAAUGGGCUGGAUUGGGCUAGAAUGGACUGUAUUGAGCUGGAAUGGGCUAGAAUGACCUGGAUUGGGCUAGAAUGGGUCUGAAAUGAGCUGGAUUGGGCUAGAAUGGGCUGGAUUGGGGCGGAAUGGGCUAGAAUGGGCUGUGUUGGGCUAGAAUGGGCUAGAAUAGGCUGGAUUGGGCUAGAAUGGGCUGUAUUGGUCUGGAAUGGGCUAGAAUGACCUGGAUUGGGCUAGAAUGGGCUGGAUUGGGCUGAAAUAGGCGGGAAAGGUCUGGAUUGGGCUGGAAUGAGUUGGGGUGAGGUAGAUUGGGCUGGAAUAGGCUGGGAUGGGCUGGAUUGGGCUGGAAUGAGUUGGAGUGAGCUGGAUUAGGCUGGAAUAGGCUGGGAUGGGCUGGAUUGGGCUGGAAUCGGCUGGAUUGGGCUGGAUUGGGCUGGAAUGAGUUGGAGUGAGCUGGAUUGGGCUGGAAUAGGCUGGGUUUGGCUGGAUUGGGCUGGAAUAGGCUGGGUUGGGCAGGAUUGGGCUACAAUGAGGUAAAUAAUGGGACUGUUUGUCAAGAUUGAAAAAAAACAUGAUUUUUCUUAAAAUAUAAAAAAAAAAUUUAUUUGAUUUAAAUUAUAUUUUUUUGUAUUAAAGUUAUUGUUGCUUUAUUUUAUUUAUUUUUAUUUAUUUAUUUUGUUUUUUGUUUAGUAAGCUUGUGUGAGUGAUGAGGCCAUGCUGUUGUUGUUGUUAUUGUUGUUGUUGUUGUUGUUGUGAAGCAGGCCAGUGUUCGUGACACAACACACUCCAUUACACAGUUAACAAACAAAUAAUUUUUUGCAUUAAGAAAUGACAAAUAGCAGAAAGUGUAAUCAGAUCAGUUAUAUUAAACCAACUAACUUCGCAUUAAAAAAAAAAAAAAAACAUAAGCUCAUUAAACUUCAUAAUUAAAUUUAUUAUCAUUAUUACCAACAAAA
Molecule: messenger RNA, 2591 nt
Organism: Scylla paramamosain (green mud crab)
Lineage: Eukaryota; Metazoa; Arthropoda; Malacostraca; Decapoda; Portunidae
Product: nuclear receptor coactivator 6-like
Exons: 4
Coding region: 297-791 (164 amino acids)
Source: RefSeq, a predicted model, not a curated record